AGAACCACAUAGGUUUCACAAUUGGGAAACUAUCAUACUACGUGCGGGAUAUAGACGGCGCAUACGACGCAUAUCAAAGUCUUCUAACCUACAAUAAUGAUUGUGUGCAUGUAAUGCACUCUCAGAUACUCUUCCAGAAGGGUAUACAGGACUUCGUAUCAGUGGUUCAGAUCUACCUGCAGUCCCAGCCCCCCAGCACCACUGUGGAACUACCUAUAACCAUAGUGGAUCAUAACAUCCACUUGUCCUUGUUCGGGGAGAAGAUGUCGGGGAUGGUGAAGGAGACCCUGGUAUAUUUUGACAAAGCUAAGAGACAGGGAGAGUUAGAGCUUGAAGACGUUGCUCACGGUCUCAUGAGUGAGGGGCGGAUAUGUUUCACUUUCACUUUCACUUUCAGAUUUUGA
Molecule: messenger RNA, 404 nt
Organism: Bolinopsis microptera
Lineage: Eukaryota; Metazoa; Ctenophora; Tentaculata; Lobata; Bolinopsidae
Product: trafficking protein particle complex subunit 8-like
Cellular component (GO): TRAPPIII protein complex
Molecular function (GO): protein binding
Source: RefSeq, a predicted model, not a curated record